AUGAAGAUGAACAUGCAUCACGCGCAGAGCUUCUGGCUUUGCACGGACGUGUGCGCGGGCGUGCGCCAUCGCAGUCGCGUGCUCUACCUCGGCUACGGCUUCAUCUCCUUCAUUCCGAAGCUCGCCCACAUGCAGUACAUGGUGCCUGGCGCGAGUGCCAUCGAUCAGCCAGCAGUGGCAGCAGCAGGGGUCGUCGUCACGUGCAUGUUGGUCGCGGGCGUUUCGGGCUGGUACUCCAUGGAUGCGGUCGCGGAGGACCACUUCUACAUCUUGGAGGAUCCUGGUGCCAGCCGAUGGCUGUUCAAGUUGUGCACGUACCUGACGCUUGCCUGUUACCUCUACCCAGUACUUCUUUUUGGACACUCUCAGCUGGUGGCAGAAGGCUUCGCCGUGAUCACGGCCUGCUAUUACCUUCUCUGGGCACCCAUGAUGGACAGCUCGAAGGCUGCCACCUGCUUGGUUCACCUCUGGUGCUUCAUGGCCUGUGUCAGAUUGGCCAUCGAGGGGGCGGAGCUCACUGGACCAAUGAGGUAUUGCCUGGUGCUGUAUGUUGUGGAGGGGACAGUCCUGCGGGUGAUGCUGACCCACAGCAGCCAUGGCUUGCAGCGGCUCGAGGAAGCAUCCGCCUGCGGGCGUUCCACCGCCAACUUGAAGAAGAAGAAGAAGGAGUUUCUAGCCACCUUUGCUCGCGCCUCAUCGCGGGAGCGCAUCACCUCCCUGGAGGCCUUUGAGCGCAUUUUUGCCCGCGUUGAAACUCAGAAGGGCUGCCGCGAUGCAUUGGCCGCUGUCGUCGCCGUCAGAGAGAGUUGGCUGCAUCGCAGGUCCUUGGUCCGUGGGCAGAUGAUUUUCUGUUAUCACUGCAUCGGACUGCGGCAACUGAGGCCUGAAGUCAUCUGGCACAUCUUGGAGUUCGCAGGCGCUGGCAUCUGGUCGGAGGAGGAUGCAUGCAGCGACAAGGACUCUGCAAGCAGCAGUUCCCUGACCAGCAUCGACUUCGUGAAGCGAAAGCUAUACUCUUUUUUGAUCACCAAGAGCAAAGGCGGAAGCGAUGACCUACGAUGUGGCGUGAACUUGUCAGUUGAAGCGCAGCUCCUGCGCAAGUACAUCGCAAACAUGGACUCAACGCAACGAGACGUGAGUUCUGAGCUCCUGUCGUCUGAGGAGAUCAAGGCCGAGAGCUCUUUCCUCGCUAUGGAGGUCCUGCUGUUGUGCCUCCUCGUCCGGAGGAACCAGCACCUGAGACGACUCGACCUCUCCUCGGUCAAAGCCAACAUCACUUUGGAGAUUGUUAAGGAUCUUGUGGCCAGUUUGCAGCAGCUGCGCGCCAGUGGCUGCCCGCCCCUGGAGGAGGUCUCCCUUCCCAACUUGCAGCUCUUCCUUCGGCAGAUGGAGGAGGGCACCAUUGACAGCCUUGACCUUAGUCGGCCCGCGGCUUACGUCGACCGGUCCACAACGGCCCCGCUGCUGGUCUACGCGCUGGAGAGCAGCCGCCGGCUGAAGACCGUGGACUUCCGCAGCAACAGCUUCGAAGCUGAGACUGAGCACGUCAUCGACGCGGUGUUGAACCUGGCAAGGGAAGGUUGCCUGUCCACCUACAACGGCGUGCCUGUCCAAGGGUCUGAUGCAGAAGAGUUCUCCAUGAAGAAGGCGCAGGUCAUGAAUCACGGAAUCUGCGUCUUCGCCUCGACAUACUUGGCGCGCACUUCUGCCCGGGCGCUUCGCACGUUGGACCUCCAAGACUGCGGCUUGGAUGGGCGAAGCCUCGGGGCCUUGCUCUCCGCGUUGCUUCAGUUGAACACAGUAACUUCGCUGGACAUCUCGGGGCAGAUGUUGAAAAAGGCCGCCUUCGAGGGGCUGAGCGGCUUCUUGCGGGCCGACAAGAAGCUAGAGAUCUUGUCUGCUCGUAAGAUCGGCGCGCCACGGUACGCUUCGGCGGAAAUGUUGGAUUUCGCCAAGGCGAUGGAGAUCAACAGUACCCUGGUGGUCCUUGACUUGCGCGAGAACCAGAUUCACGGCGGGAUUGCGGAACGGCUGAGGCGAACGAUGGAGGAGAAGCGCAGCACUGUCCCCCUCGCCUUCGACGUGAAGAUUUGCUUCCUCCUGUGCAAUCGACACCUCCCUGGCCACCUGCAGCUUCCCGAAGUGUCGCAGGUCUUUGAGGCCAGUCGGCUCUACACUGGCGGCGCCCACAGCCCACUGUUCAUGAUCUUCCAAUUCUGUGGGCAGCCGCGGCAGUUGCUGUUGGAUAAAGCAACUCGGGAACAAGGCAUGUCCCGAAACCUCGAUGAGCUCAUGGCGGAGCCCACGGAGGGCGGGUUCCCACAGAACCUCAUCCGAGGCCGCCAGGCCAUGCUGGCUAUGAGGGCCAUGCGCUUCGUAAAUGUCGACGAGGACGAAGGCUUCGGGAGAGCCUGGGAGAUGGUCCCACCCCCCAGGUCGCCCGGAGCGCGCAGUGAGGAUUCGGACAUGUCGCUGCAGUCUGUCCCCGGCUUCCCGAUGGGCGAGUGGAAUUUCGACGACUAG
This is a messenger RNA of Symbiodinium natans, 2523 nucleotides long. The record is from the annotation of a GenBank genome assembly. Lineage: Eukaryota; Dinophyceae; Suessiales; Symbiodiniaceae.